AUGCCACAAGGAUCCCCUCAUAAGUUAUUCUAUAAAGGAAAGGAAAAUGAUUUUGUUUUGUUCAUCGAUGAUCCAGAAUUGUUAGCUAAAUACAAAAAAGAGAUUGACGCCAAAGGUUCAUCCACUGUUCCAAUAAUCGACUUGGUUUCCAUAUUCAAGGUAUUUGUGAAUAGACAGAAAGGAGUAGAUGGUAUUUUAGAUGAAGCUUCUAAGCUGGAUUUGCUGAAUGAUUUUGGUACCUCCAAUAUCGAUCUGGUUAUUAAGAUUAUUCUUGAUAAGGGUGAUGAUAAAUCACGUUCGGGUGCCAUUGGUGACACUACUGCUUCCAAGAAUGAUUCUAAAGGUGCCGGUGAUAGUGGUAAUUAG
This is a messenger RNA of Candida tropicalis MYA-3404, 366 nucleotides long. RefSeq lists its product as uncharacterized. The transcript has a single exon. Bases 1 to 366 code for a protein of 121 amino acids. The record is from RefSeq and is a predicted model, not a curated record. Lineage: Eukaryota; Fungi; Ascomycota; Pichiomycetes; Serinales; Debaryomycetaceae.